This is a messenger RNA of Saccostrea cuccullata (small rock oyster), 435 nucleotides long. RefSeq lists its product as uncharacterized. The record is from RefSeq and is a predicted model, not a curated record. Gene Ontology annotation, biological process: protein homooligomerization. The transcript has a single exon. Lineage: Eukaryota; Metazoa; Mollusca; Bivalvia; Ostreida; Ostreidae. The coding region runs from base 1 to 435 and encodes 144 amino acids.
AUGUUUGAAACCUAUCAGACGACUCUGAUGAGAGAUCCAAAUUCCAUGCUAGCCAUCCGUUUCAGUGGACGCCAUGAUCCUGUUAUGGUUGACGGGGCUCAUUUCUUUGAUAGAGAUCCCAAGUAUUUUGAUUAUAUUCUGAAUUAUCUCAGAGAUGGAAAUAUUACAGCAGAUAUUCUGCCAAGAAAUAAAGAGGAUCUACAUAAAAUUUUGAAGGAGGCAGAUUACUAUCAGUUGCUGGGUUUGAAAGAAGAAGUCGAAAAAGUAAUUCAACAGAGUAGCAGCAAUAUAGAAGAAGCAGCCAAGAUGAGUACGUUUAGAGACCAAUCAAUAUUUAUCAGGGUUCCAAGGUGGAACCGUUGCAAAGUAUGGCUUAGUAAAUCUUGUGGGGAGGGAUCAUUAGGAUGGAAUGUUUUUCAGAGCAAUUAUAGAUGA